Molecule: messenger RNA, 760 nt
Organism: Verruconis gallopava
Lineage: Eukaryota; Fungi; Ascomycota; Dothideomycetes; Venturiales; Sympoventuriaceae
Exons: 1
Coding region: 157-540 (127 amino acids)
Source: RefSeq, a predicted model, not a curated record
UGGCGCGUCCCCUUCUGACGGAGCGCCAGCGACAUGGGGCAAGGAAACAGUCAUACGGAGGUCCGUGGUUAGUAAUGGCCAAGAGAGGAACAGGCUCGCCUCACGACGUCACAACCUUUGGCAGCCGGUCGACUGAGAGUGCUGGGGCACGGUGAGAUGGAUGGUACGAGAGCGCGGUCAGUCAGCCAGGUUUCGGUGGUUGACAGAGCGAUGAAACAGCAUCGACAGCAGAUCAAGCACCGUUCACCGACCACAAAGCGCAGUCAGCAACCACGUUUGCGGGAUCAUCUGGUGGGAGCAAGCGGAAAAAAAAGCGAUGCACGCUCGUCUCACCCGCGUGCUGCAGCGGGAUUAGGAUGCGCACGUUCGGCGUCGGUGUCGCCUACGGUGCUACGAGGAUCGCUCACAAAAAGGAACGACGAACAAAAGCCACACCCCUGGUUGUGCAUAGGGCACGCCGACAAGAAAGAUCCAGACACUCAGACGUUCUGUACGGCAUGCACGCGGAGGACUGGACGACCAGUGACGAGCCCACGAUAGCAAGGCAUGCUCACCAACACGCGCACGACUUAUUGGCUCACUAAAUGGAAGACUGCGUAUGCCCCCCCUCUUUGCGGUUGGUAGCUUGCGGAAGCACACCACGCACUUGGACCAGACGGACAGAGUGUGCAGAGUCGGAGGGCGCCGUUUGCGAAGGAGGAGAGCAUUUGGUCCGUUGCUUCGACGUGUGCAUCCUCACUGCCUGAGAGACCGGGAACCG